AUGGCGGCCGCGGUAGGCAGGAUUUGUGGGGCACGACUUUUGAAAAAAAUUGGGAUAGUUUCACCCCAGGUUUGUCAGCUGUCCACCAGUACUAAAGCAUGGACAAAUAAUAGAAAAUUGUGGUUAUCCACAUUAGGUGUAGUGGGUGGUGGUGUUGGUGCCCUGUUGUUUGCCCUAGAGCAAUCUGUCGAGGCAUCAGAUGAUAAAGCUCAUGCAUUCCACCAGCCUUGGAGUCAUGAUGGCUGGUUCUCAUCACUUGAUCAUGCCAGCGUUCGUCGUGGUUACGAAGUGUACAAGCAAGUGUGCAAGGCGUGCCACUCCCUGCAAUACAUCGCGUUCCGUAACUUGGUCAAUGUAACUCAUACUGAGGAUGAGGCCAAAGCCGAAGCCGCCGAGGUGAUGGUAAAAGACGGCCCUGAUGAUGAGGGCAACUACUUCGAGAGGCCUGGAAAGCUUUCUGACUACUUCCCAUCGCCUUAUCCUAAUGAAAAUGCUGCCAGAGCUGCUAAUAACGGUGCCUACCCACCGGAUCUGUCCCUUAUAGUGUCAGCACGCAAGGGCGGAGAGGACUACAUCUUCGCACUUCUCACGGGCUACAUGGAAGCGCCAGCCGGCGUGCCAUUGAGAGAGGGACAGCACUACAACCCCUACUUCCCCGGUGGGGCUAUAUCCAUGGCCCAAGCGUUGUUUGAUGAGGCGGCAGAGUACAGCGAUGGCACCCCCGCUACAGUAUCCCAGCUGGCUAAGGAUGUGGCCACCUUCCUUCGGUGGUGCUCCGAACCAGAGCUGGACGACCGACGCCUCAUGACCAUCAAAGCUAUAGGAAUAUUCUCCACCCUAGCCGCCAUUGUAUACUACUAUAAACGGCACAAGUGGUCCUCGAUCAAGUCUAGGAAACUAGCCUACAAACCUGUGUCUAAGAAA
This is a messenger RNA of Brenthis ino (lesser marbled fritillary), 924 nucleotides long. The record is from the annotation of a GenBank genome assembly. NCBI's taxonomy places the organism in Eukaryota, Metazoa, Arthropoda, Insecta, Lepidoptera, Nymphalidae.